AGCACAAUGGCGGGAGCCACUAGUGGAGCACACGAUCCUUCUGCUGACCGAGUUCUACUUCAAGCACAACAAAUGAUCACUUACAACUAGGGUUCACAACUUUAUGAUAAUAGUUUAAUGAUUGAGAAAAUGAACGAAACAUGUUGAGGAGAGCGAGAGGUGGAGAAUGAUGGACUCAUUAAUGAAUCCACCUCACUUUGCUAAGCCUCAGUUUUAUGCUCAACGAAGUCCUUCCAUUGCCUUUGUUGCCAGCGACCUACGCCGUUUUUAUCUGUCCCCUGUAGAACCGGCGUAGUUGUGAUUACAGAGCCAGCUGUAUUUGCAUCUUUUUGUUUUCUAGUUUUUUUGUAGGUCGAUGCAUGUAAACGUAUGUAUGAUGUAGUUUUUUUCGCAUUGCCUGGGUGUGGGCUAGCAAGUGGAACCACGGGAGAUAGCUAGCACCAAGAUCAGCGAACCCAUAGAUGUACACCCCACCACUUGAGUUUCGCCACGACAGGCAAGGUUUUGAUGAUUUUGGACUUUCUUCGUCAAUCUCAAUACACACAAUCAGAAUAAUGAUAGUUGUAAGUCAAUAAUUCAUACAGAACAACAGCUCAAGCUACAGCUGUACUGAGCUACUCUAUGGUGCAUCAUUAUCGAUAGAGAGGUAGUGCGUCGCACACCUGAAUCAGUUAAGUUACACGUUUUUUUACAUAAACUAACCGUGUCGUUCUUGCCGUAGCUUGGUCUAUCUUGCUUUUCUUUGAGGUUGUUGAUGUGAUGUCUUCAUGUUUUUAGACCAUGAGCAAGAUCGGUUAUCAAUACAUUUUGUAUCAAUCGGAGAUUGUACUUUUAGCCCACGAUUUUACGAAUAUGCCCGGUAAAUAGCUAGUCAUCUUAAUUAAUUAUUGU
Messenger RNA from Amoebophrya sp. A25, 891 nucleotides. The record is from the annotation of a GenBank genome assembly. Lineage: Eukaryota; Dinophyceae; Syndiniales; Amoebophryaceae.